This is a messenger RNA of Epinephelus fuscoguttatus (brown-marbled grouper), 1642 nucleotides long. RefSeq names its product junctional adhesion molecule 2b (gene jam2b). Lineage: Eukaryota; Metazoa; Chordata; Actinopteri; Perciformes; Serranidae. The coding region runs from base 86 to 970 and encodes 294 amino acids. The transcript has 10 exons. Gene Ontology annotation, cellular component: cell surface; tight junction; protein complex involved in cell adhesion. Gene Ontology annotation, biological process: leukocyte tethering or rolling. The record is from RefSeq and is a predicted model, not a curated record.
CUGAGCGGACACACACCCACCCACCCACACACACACACACACACACACAGACCUCAGGACGGACCUCAACUCAGCGUGACUGGACAUGAACACCGUGAAGAUGUUGGCGCUGCCUCUUCUCAUCACUCUGAUGCUCAGUCCUGUCUGUCUGUCAGUGUCAGUGAGCAGCAGUAAACCUAAAGUGGAGGUCCACGAGCACACAGAUGCUGUACUCACCUGCGAGUUCAGGACGGAGAAAGAUCAGAACCCACGAAUCGAGUGGAAGAAGAAAGGAAAGGGGGUGACGUUUGUGUACUUUAAUCACAAGUUUACUGGGUCUUACACAGGACGGGCAAAGAUAGAAGGAGCAACGCUGACGAUACACUCCGUUACUCAGAAAGACUCAGGAGAAUACCGCUGUGAGGUGACUGCCAGCGAGGACCAUGUCAACCUCGGAGAGGCUACUGUGACCCUCAAUGUGCUCGUGCCUCCGCACAUCCCGUCCUGCGAGGUGCCGAGCUCUGUGUUUGUGGGCUCUGGCCUGGAGCUGCACUGUAAGGACAAACUCAGUGUGCCUCCUGCUACCUACCGCUGGUACAAAGACAACAGGGCUCUGACCACCUCAGUCGAUACACCAUACAGCGUCGACACAAACAAGGGCACACUGAAGUUUAGGAGCGUGUCCAAAACAGACGCAGGGAUGUACCGCUGUGAGUCCUCCAACAGCGUGGGGGCGCCCAAAAGCUGUGUGGCCAAACAACUCAAAGUUCUUGAGUAUCCUGUGAAUUUGACGAUUCUGAUAGCAGGCGCUGCAGGUUUUCUGGCGCUCGUCCUUUUCUGCUGCAUCUGUGUGUGUGUCUGCCGACGCCGAGGCUGCUGCAAGAAGGACAAGAAAACUAAAAGCACCAAGUCCUACAGCCCUCCUCCCCCUCCUCCUCCGCCCGUCCGCAACAUCAAGCACUACAAACAAACUCACUCCUUCAUGAUCUGAGGCUGAAACGCUCGCACGCUUUGACUCCAAACCAACCACAACCGGUGAAGUGAACACUUAUUGUUCAACACACUGGAAGGUUACUUGACCAUCGUCUUGUUUCACUGCUUUAUGGGACGGACAGAUCUUCAACUGUUCAGCAAAAACAAAAGACUAUAAACACUGGCAUUUAUGCGUUGAUACUACAAACGUACAGUACUGUAAAUAUAGGAUUAGACUUGGCUCUUUCAAAUGCUGUAACUUGUGUUUCAUAUUAUAUUUUCCUUGUGUGUCAAAAUCUUGUUUUUAAAUCUUUCUUUCCACCUCUUUAGACUUUAGGUGCCACAUUCACACUCCAAGUAUUAGCUCUCUUAUGCCACCUAUAGGCAACUAACUGUUACUCACCAGCACUGAGUAUGAAACAUACUGUACAGAGUGUAUCCUUUUGCCUUUCAUUUAUAUUUAGACAAAGAGAUGCUGUUUAAUAUGAAUAUAUUUGUGUUAUAUAUAUAUACAUAUAUAUAUUUUUAAAUACAUGUUUGCAUGUUGAUCUCAUAACUGUGUAUUCUUUGGUUGUAUAAAUUCAAGUAAUGUGAAUUGAACGGGUGUCUGCACACACUGAAUGGUGCUUUUGAAGCUUUGUAAAAUCUUUGAUACUGUUUUGAUAAGUCGCUUGUUCAAUAAAAGAUUAAA